AUGACACAGAGCUACGACUAUGAUGAAGGUUCUGAAACCUGGCCAUUCUUCAUGUUGGCGGUUUUAUGUGUGAUUUUGGUUCCGUUGACCAUCAUGCAGUUGUGGGAAGCACUUGCAGGCGGAGAAAAAGACAGAAGUUCACAGCAUCAGCAACAUGUGCUUGGUGAUCUGUCGGAGCGCUACACUGGAAAUGAUGUUCGGACCUUCAGAGCGAAAUACGCAGCCAAAAAGUCGAAGUGGCUUGCCAAACGGAAUUUAGUAAUUAUCGCUGGCUGGACGAUUGUUGCCUACCUGGUGCAGCACAUCGGAUCCAAUGAUGCCAUCAAAGAUGCCGCGACGCUCUUAUUUGAUCCUUACGCGCUUCUGGAUAUUUCUGCUAGCUCGACGGACCGUGAAAUCAGAUCUGCUUACCGCAAACUCUCAAUCAAAUUCCACCCCGACAAAUUGGCCAAAGAUCUCAAGCCUGAAGAACGAUCUGUUCUCGAGGAGCAAUAUGUCAUGAUUACAAAGGCGUACAAAGCUCUCACAGACGAGAUUACCCGCGAAAAUUACCUGAAAUAUGGUCAUCCUGACGGCCCUCAAGCUACGUCUCAUGGAAUUGCUCUACCCAAGUUUUUGGUCGAUAGUUCGGCAUCAUUGGUGAUGAUUGUGGGAUAUAUCGCUCUAUUGGGAUUUAUUUUACCCUUUUUCGUCAGUAGAUGGUGGUCUAAGACUCAGUCUAUGACUAAGAAAGGCAUCCACGUCAAAUCUGCUUCAUAUUUUUCAGACCGGUUGUUUAACUUCAAACCUUCUCAAGUAGUAACGACGCAGCUCAUGAUUAGGUGGAUCUCUCACUCCGAAGAGUUCAAAUUGAUGUUCCCUGCGCUUGCUCCAAAUAUUUUUGAAACGCUGCUGCAUGACCACAUCAACCGCAAGCACAGUGGUAACUUACAAACCACAAAAUUCAGAAUCGUGGCCAAAAGUCAUAUAUUGCUCUUUGGUUUACUUGACAUCGCCACCACUUUCCGCAAUUUGGAAAUCUCCAACGCGGCUAUCGAUACCUUGAAAGCACUUGUGCAAGCUAUUCCGUUAUCGCCAUAUUCUCAAAUUCUUCAACUACCAAAUGUUGAUGCUAAACGCUUUGUCGAGGGAUCUGUGGAUGAUAUUCGUACAUUGGGUAAACUAUUUACCUACGAUGAUGCCAAGAUCGGUAAAAUUUUAGGGAUCGAGGAUGCUACCCAAUUACAAGAAACCCUAACUGUUGCAUCGAACAUCCCAUACUUGAAGCUGAUAAGAGCUGAAUUCAAGGUACCCGGUGAAAGUGUAAUCACACCCCUGUCGACUCCGCAUAUCUCGCUUAAAGUACUUGUGCGCUCCGCCAAACACAAGUUUUUCAGUCCUAACAUGAUUCCGGAUGAAAUGUGUCAAGACGAACAAGACUUUGAUUCUUUGAGGGACCCAUUUGCAUCUGUUUCAGAACAGCCUAAACUACCACAAUCAUUUGCACCUUAUUUCCCCGCUAAGCGCAGUGGAUGCUGGUGUGCACUUGUUGUGCUUCAAAAGGACGGAAAAGUUAUCCAGACUCCCAUGCUCAUUGAUAGAUUAUCUUUUGCCAAUUUAAGCCAAGAUUUCGACAAGAGAACAGUCAAAGACCUAGACAAGGAUUUCAAUCCCGAAAAUUGGGCUGUCGGUACUAUCAAAAUACCAUUCAGUCAACCGGCUCCAGAAGAGAAGGGCGAUUAUUUCUUUAGAGUCAUCAUUAAGAGUACUGAGUAUUUUGGUCCAGAUUUAGACUUCACGGUAUCAAUGGCUGUUCGUGAGCCUUCGCAAGUGGAGGAGAUGGAAAAAGAAGCUGUGCAUGAGGCGUCAGAGUCUGAGGAUGAUGACAGUGACCUUGAAGAGGACGAAGAGAGUAAUGACGAGCUUGAGGAAGAUGAGAAUGAGUACACCGAUAUUGAUACGGAUACCGAUGACGAGAGGGAGGCAGACGAUACCGUGAAAUCAAUUUCGGAGGAGUAG
This is a messenger RNA of Lachancea nothofagi CBS 11611, 1998 nucleotides long. NCBI's taxonomy places the organism in Eukaryota, Fungi, Ascomycota, Saccharomycetes, Saccharomycetales, Saccharomycetaceae. The record is from the annotation of a GenBank genome assembly.